GUACUAGGACUCAGUCAUUUCAUAUUGAGAGUGGAUGCUACGCACAAGUGUCAACAACGAGUUUACCCAUUAUUUUGCUCAAACUGAUUUAGCACUUGUAGCAAUAAUAAACGCGAUAGUAAAUGUACCGAACAGUUUUCAGUAAAGUCCCUGCAAGUUUAAUUACCAAAAGCACAAUCCUUCCAUUGAACAUAUUAAAUAAGAUACAAUUAGGCAUUAUCCCGCCUCUCAGUAUCCAGCGCGGUUUUCUACUGGAGCACUGUGAUGCACAGCUUCAACAGAGGGGCAUCACAGAGGCAAAACUGCUUGCGAUGGAUGGUCGGCUAUGCAGUCAGCUUCUCAAGCAGUUGGUCUAUGAACGCUAUCUCUCCAUUCCGUUUCGAGUGUUCACUUUUGAUAUGGAAUUUACCGGUUUGCCGGUAUUUACACCCACAGGACCCACCGAAGACAUUACCGAGUUGGGUCUGUACUCUCCCUCACACGACAAGGUCUUUUCCUGUUUGGUUCAACCCGUUUGCGGCCGUCCGCAACGCCCUGAAGUGGCCGAACUGACACACAUCACGGAUAAAAUGUUAGCGGAGGAGGGACUUCCUUUCACUGACGCCUGGUCGAAAUUUCUAGACUUUGUCAACAUGCCCGAGCCGAAUGAAAAGCCCGGGUCCGACGAGUGCAUCCUGCUUUUAUCCCAUGGUGGAAAGCUUGCCGACAUCUCCCUUAUUAAGUGGACGUUGGAGAAGUUUAAGCUCGAGCUUCCAUCGCGGUUUGUUUUUGGGGACACCAUCCACCUCAUCCGGGAUGCCCAUCGCUGCCGUCCUGUCACGGUAGACAAACACCCGGCCUCGUGGAAGUUGGGGGAUUUAGUGCAGUGGCUGAGGAUCCCACCUACCCUACCAGCCCACCGUGCGGGGAAUGAUGCCAAAAUGACGUGGGAUGCGCUCUACCACACGCUUCUGCGGUAUGGUAAUGAGGAUUUGAGUCCGCGCGAACAGCUCGUCUCGCACUUCUUUAACGAAAAGGCUAAACAUCGGAUGAGAUCGAUAGAGACUGGCAAUCGAUCGGUCGCUGAGGAAGAUGAAUGCUUUUCAGAGACGGAUAUUUCCUCUAUGAAUCAGAAACGUAUUCAUGAAGGAGGGCAUUCCCGUAGCGGUGCUCUAGAAUUGGACUUUGAUGACAUCUUUAAGGACUCCGAUGCGCUGAAGCAUAGUCCCCCCAUCACUGAGUUUGUUAUAGAAGAUAGCGUUGAAACAGAUGAACCUUCAAUGCCAGAAACUUUAGAAUCUCAUUUACCGCAACGUGAACAAGCACCACACCACCAUGUCGGUAACCUCGAAAGUUUACAAUCCUCGUCAGAGAUGGAAAACAUCACUUCUGAAGCUAAGAUUAAGGAAUCCAAAAAUUCAUCACGGACAGGAAAAAAAAAUCGCACUGUAGCUGCUGUAGAAUCAGAUAUACUUAAUAAAGUAUCUAUUAUAGUUUGA
Phytomonas sp. Hart1 is the source of this 1478-nucleotide messenger RNA. The record is from the annotation of a GenBank genome assembly. Lineage: Eukaryota; Euglenozoa; Kinetoplastea; Trypanosomatida; Trypanosomatidae.